AUGACCUCGUUGACACCGGAGCCAUCAGUGUCGCAGUGUCGCUGUGCCGCAGGCUUCGGCGAGUGGGACUUCAGAGGACAGCUGUUGCCCAAGGACACCUUUGCCCUGGGUGUGGUGGAUUUGAUCCCUGAGUCCUGGGGCACGAAAGGAGGCAAAAACUUCCUGCUCUUCGACCAGCGCGCAGGGCUGGCGGUGCAGCGCAUCCAGUUGGCACCCAAUGGAAAUUCGGAUCGACGCAUCAACAAGUACUCGCUGACGCUGUGGUUCCGCACACCCAUGCUGCCUUCCAAGGCCGACCGGAUGCUCCUCUUGGACCUGCCUCGUGGAGAGAUGGAAAGCGAAGAAGAGACGGCCACCGGGGGCACCUCCUCCGUCUUCGUCUGGCGUGGCGGUGUAGUGGCACCGGAAGGCUACCACGAACCCUCGCUGCAACGGAAGGAUGCGGACGCAUCGAGCCACCUGCGGCAGAUGAUGAAUGGCGAGUGGCGCUUGAAAUUCACCGCUGGUGAGUCUGGAGAGAUCCUUGGCUCCUGCUGUGGGAUCAUGGAGCCUGUGCCUGUACUGGUAGUACUACACAAUGAGUUUGCUUUCCAGAUGCCGUGCUCGUUCCUCAAUGUUGAGAUGCUUGAGUGGUCACAGCCACAAGUGCUCGCAAGAGGUCUUGCUGAUGCUGACGGCCACCUUCGCUUGACCACGGACCCUACAUUCUCGACAGAGCAGGGCUUGCAUGAUCUGUCUCGAAUAGGUGUUUGGGCAUCCGCCGCUCUUGCAACUGCAAUCUUGUGGGCACAGAAGCCUGAGGCACCUGUCAAAUGCACUGCAUUCGAUGACUUCAGCAAUACCGACCACAUGCCCCUGGUGUUCGAUUGCCCAUGGCCAGAGUGCAGAACCCGAAAUGCUCAUCCGGGACAUCGCCAUGACUUGUACUACGAAGGGCGCGUGGUCUGGUGUCAGCAGUGCAACAAGAGAUGCCGAAUCUACAGGCCCUGCGAUCGUCGAGUUCAUGGCAUCUUGCGUCGCGGUGCAACCGGGCUUGCGACUGUGGGUGCCCUAGUUUGUCCUCCCUUGGCCCUAUAUGCGGGAGUUACUGGCAGUGUCUACACGGGAGCCAUGGCGGCCAUAGAAGAUAGACCAGGGGAAUUUUUCAGGAGUUGUGCCAAUACAAUCUCUCUUGGACUAGUGCAGAAUGGAAGUCAAGUUGCAUCUGCCGUUGCUCAUACAAUGAACGCAGCCCAAGCAAUCCAUGGUUUGAUUGAAGCCUCUCAGGAACAAAGUUGGAUGGGAGUUUUGCUGUGUACUGUUUCCGUGAUGAAUUCCAUAGUUCAGUUUGCGCAGAGCUGUGACCAAGCAACCCUGCAAAAAACUGAGCAAGCUCUGGAAGUUGCCAGGAGACAGGUUAGUAACUUGGGCAGAGAAGUGCAACAAGGAGGCCCAAUUCAGCAUGGGGCCCAAAUUAACGGCAGACUCUUCAGGAAUCUGCGACAAGCUGCCACAGCCAGAGAUCAAAUUCAAGUCAUGUAUGCCAGCCAAAUGAUCUCACAUCGGGAACUUACGUGGCUGAGUACACAUAUGGACUUGGUGCAGAGUGUUAGCGAGGGCACUACUGAGACUUUUGAAGGCAUUCUUGUCACUCGUUGGACACGGGCAUCACGCGCAGUGCGUGCAGUCUUUGCAGCAGAGCAUUGGCCAAAGGGAGCACCUGGCACAGUGUAUGCGCCGCACUAA
Cladocopium goreaui is the source of this 1725-nucleotide messenger RNA. The record is from the annotation of a GenBank genome assembly. NCBI's taxonomy places the organism in Eukaryota, Dinophyceae, Suessiales, Symbiodiniaceae.